Serpula lacrymans var. lacrymans S7.9 is the source of this 2297-nucleotide messenger RNA. RefSeq lists its product as uncharacterized. NCBI's taxonomy places the organism in Eukaryota, Fungi, Basidiomycota, Agaricomycetes, Boletales, Serpulaceae. Gene Ontology annotation, cellular component: cytoplasm; calcineurin complex. The coding region runs from base 97 to 2013 and encodes 638 amino acids. The transcript has 12 exons. The record is from RefSeq and is a predicted model, not a curated record. Gene Ontology annotation, molecular function: calmodulin-dependent protein phosphatase activity; calmodulin binding. Gene Ontology annotation, biological process: fungal-type cell wall organization; calcineurin-mediated signaling.
GCCACCCACCUAUACUGCAUCCACCACUAAAGAUCUGAGCGCCCUUCUGUUCAUCUUCAGCAACAAUCGUUAUCCCCCCGUAGAUUCCCAGUGAUCAUGCACAUCGCCCAAGCCCAUGUCGACAAGGCUAUAGAACAAAUUCAGCAUAAGGGGCCUGCGCCAGAUAUUGAUUUCACCCAACACGUCCUCGAAGACGGCAACACGAUCAGCACACAAGAACGAGUCGUUAAAGAUGUCCAGGCACCAGCUAUGGGUAUACCAACAGAGGCGCAAUUCUUUUCACGGCAGGAUCCAAACAAACCUGAUAUAGCCUUUCUAAAAAAUCACUUUUAUCGCGAAGGUCGUCUUAGCGAGGAGCAGGCGAUAUGGAUUAUAGAUAGGGGAACAGAGCUACUCCGUGCUGAGCCUAAUGUCCUUCAGGUCGAUGCCCCAAUCACAGUUUGCGGAGAUAUCCACGGCCAAUAUUAUGACCUGAUGAAACUUUUUGAAGUCGGUGGGAGUCCUGCCGAUACACGUUAUCUCUUCCUCGGAGACUAUGUUGAUCGAGGAUAUUUCAGCAUCGAAUGUGUGCUUUAUCUCUGGUCCCUCAAAAUAUGGUACCCUGACACCCUUUUCCUUCUCCGCGGUAAUCACGAGUGCAGACACUUGACCGACUACUUCACAUUUAAACUAGAAUGCAAACACAAGUACUCGGAGCGCAUCUAUGACGCAUGCAUGGAUUCUUUCUGUGCAUUGCCUCUCGCUGCCAUCAUGAACAAACAAUUUCUUUGCAUACAUGGCGGUUUGUCCCCUGAGCUCAAUACUCUAGAUGACAUUCGCGCGAUUGAUCGGUUCCGUGAACCGCCUACGCAUGGUUUAAUGUGUGAUAUUCUAUGGGCUGACCCUAUUGAACCUUUCGGACAAGAGACUAACAAUGAAAAUUUUGUGCAUAAUCACGUCAGAGGAUGCUCAUACUUCUUCACCUAUCAAGCUGCAUGUCAGUUUCUCGAGCGGAACAACCUACUUUCUAUCAUUCGUGCGCAUGAAGCACAAGAUGCUGGCUAUCGCAUGUAUCGGAAGACAAAAACAACAGGUUUCCCUUCCGUUAUGACUAUCUUCUCUGCUCCGAAUUACCUUGACGUGUACAACAACAAGGCUGCAGUUUUGAAGUAUGAGAGUAACGUGAUGAACAUCCGUCAAUUCAAUUGCACACCCCACCCGUACUGGCUCCCCAAUUUCAUGGAUGUCUUUACUUGGAGUUUACCUUUCGUAGGGGAGAAAAUUACCGAUAUGUUGGUCGCUGUAUUGAAUACAUGUACCAAAGAAGAACUUGAAGAGUCUGAAGAAGAGGUUGUUUCUCCCGUUUCUCAACCAGAGGACACUAUCGAGCGACGAAAGGUCAUCAAGAACAAGAUCCUCGCGGUGGGCCGCAUGGCCAGAGUGUUUGCUUUACUCCGUGAAGAGUCUGAGAAGGUCUCAGAGCUUAAGAGUGUAUCUGGCUCAAGCAAAUUACCUUAUGGAACCCUUGCCCUGGGCUCUGAGGGCAUCAAAGAUGCCAUCUCUGGAUUUGAGGAUGCACGGAAGUCAGAUAUCGAAAACGAACGGCUGCCUCCCGAUCUCUUCGACGCGGAAGAAGCUAAGGCCUACCUUGCACAGGCCCAGUCUCAAGACUCUAUCCCCGGUACGCCUUCAGAUGGUAACGACCCUCCUCUUUCUCCUGCAGGUCUCUCUGCGAGUAUCGAAUCAGCUUUGGCGAGUGGGGGAAUUUCAUCUUCGACGUCAGGCAGUGUUUCGCCUCUCACGCCGUCGUCACCCAUGUCGCCGACAUCACCGCCACGUACGCCAUUCAAGCCUAGACACGGACGACAGGCCAGUCUCGGCACGACGAUGACAAGCCCGAGUACCAGGAGAAGGAGUCUGGAAAGUACAAUAUCGAUGAUUCAGGAAGCCCUUGAUGGAAAGGACUCGGAAGCGCAUAACUAUGCGACCAACGGAGGAGGCUACAACGGGAACGGUGCAGGCUCGCAAAGCUGAGCUUGCAUAAACUGGUGACUUGCAGGGGAGAGUGAUGAUGUGUUUUAUUCUUAGUGUUUUUGUCUGUCUUCUCGAGUCUCGCGAUUUGUACUGUCCUCACUAUUUCUAUAUUCUUCGCUCAGUGGCAAGGUUGCGCUGGGAACGCUUGGAAUAAUCUUGUCACCAAGAGCUGUUCAAAUAUUUCGCAAAUAACGAAAAAGAACUUUAUAUCCAAGUUUUUAUAUCUUUAACGAGUUUGAUUUCAGAGGGUAGUGUUUGCAUUCAUUACAUAGGAUUAUUAAACG